AUGGGUACUUGUCAAGUUAAUUGUUGUGCCAUGAAAAAUGGGGAAUUAGUUUCAAAAGAUUGUCGAAAGAACGAAAUAGAUUUAGAUAAUAUUGAUCUUCAAAAUUAUGAAGAUAAUGGAAGUAGCAUAAACUCUGGAUCGCGACAAGAGCAAAUUAAUUAAUCUCCGAAGUCGAUAAAUAAAGAAAGAGAAAAAUUUGAUGCUGAUAAUGAUAGUUAGUCCUUAAAAAAGAAUUUAGACCCACAAUCAUUAAAAGAGGUGAGUAUCACAUAUAUAAAUUGCAUGGAAAGAUAAAAAUUUGGACCAAUUUAAUUAGAUAAGGGUGCAAUAUAUGAAGGAGAAUGGCUGUUAGGUAAAAGAGAUGGAUUUGGAAAAUAACAAUGGCCUGAUGGUUCAAGUUAUGAAGGUUAAUGGAAAGAUGAUAAAAGCUGUGGUUGGGGGAAAUUAUUGCAUGCUGAUGGUGAUAUUUAUGAAGGAGAAUGGUCAAAUGAUAAAGCAAAUGGGAAGGGCGACUAUAUCCAUAUCAAUGGGGCGAAAUAUUAAGGAAAUUGGGUCGAUGAUAAAUAAGAAGGUCUUGGAGUGGAAAUAUGGCCAGAUGGUGCUAAAUAUGAAGGGGAAUAUAAAGUAGGAAAGAAAAAUGGUUAGGGAAUACUAAUUUUUGUAGAUGGUUCUAAAUAUGAAGGAACAUUUGUUGAUAAUCAAAUAGAUGGAUAUGGAACAUAUUAAUGGCCAGAUAGCAGAAUAUAUUCAGGAUAAUGGAAGAGAAACAAAAUGCAUGGACAUGGAUAAGUGAGUUGGAUGGAUGGAAGAAAAUACAUAGGAGAAUAUGUUGAUGAUAAAAAACAUGGUAGAGGAUCAUUUGAAUGGGGAGAUGGAAGGAAAUAUGAGGGUAUUUGGAUUAACGGUAAAUAGUAAGGGAUUGGUGUAUACUUUUUGCCUGAUGGAGAAAAAAAAUAUGGUGAGUGGAAGGAUGGAAUAAAAAAGAGAUGGUUAGAUGUAGAAGAAAUUGAGAAAUAUCUUGUACAAAAUCAAUCUAAUCAAUAACUAAAAUGA
This is a messenger RNA of Paramecium tetraurelia, 1053 nucleotides long. RefSeq lists its product as uncharacterized. The transcript is spliced from 4 exons. NCBI's taxonomy places the organism in Eukaryota, Ciliophora, Oligohymenophorea, Peniculida, Parameciidae. The record is from RefSeq and is a predicted model, not a curated record.